AUGCUGACUCAGGCCAAAUCCAAGUGGUUUCAUUCCAGAGGUGAAGUGAAGCAGGGGUCUUUAGUUCUUAUCAAGGACAAGAUAACACCACCGCUGCUCUGGUCUCUGGGCCGGGUCAUGACGACCUAUCCCGGCGUAGACGGAGCCACGCGAGUGGCUGAGUUGAAGACGAAGCGAGGCAUCAUUCGUCGUGCUGUCAACUGCAUCUGUCCUCUGCCAAUUGAAGAUUGA
This is a messenger RNA of Parnassius mnemosyne (clouded apollo), 231 nucleotides long. NCBI's taxonomy places the organism in Eukaryota, Metazoa, Arthropoda, Insecta, Lepidoptera, Papilionidae. The record is from the annotation of a GenBank genome assembly.